Didymodactylos carnosus is the source of this 1521-nucleotide messenger RNA. The record is from the annotation of a GenBank genome assembly. Lineage: Eukaryota; Metazoa; Rotifera; Eurotatoria; Philodinida; Philodinidae.
AUGAACAUUUAGGGCUUUUCUUGUAAACUCUAUAACUUUGCAAAGAAAGGUCGUGUAGAGCUGGGAGAUGCCUCGUUUUAAUCAGAAAUUUAUGGACUACAAUUACGCCUCAUUAAGAAAGCUUUUGCUGGUUCUUUAGAGUUUCUCGAAAACUGGUUUUCCAGAAGACCGGUCUUUGAAGGCUUAGCAGCAGCAUUCAUGGUGAUAUUCGAAAUCAGCAUCAUCGACUACCUAUAGUGCACUCUGUUUCGUUGAAAAAGCGAUUUAUCAGUUGGGGUAAUUCCCUCGUCAGUUUGAAAAGAAAACUCAUCCUUCAACUAGAUCUCAAAAAAGUUCUUUAUCUUGUUUAUUUUAUUUUAGAUGAAUUUUGGUGUAUUAAGAAAAUGUUUCAAUCAUACUUUAUUACAAAAAUGUUUAUCUAUUGAAUCUUGUCGAAAACUUAAUUCUACAUGUACAGCUAUUCCACUUGAUCAUCGUGGUUUAAUUCAUGUAACUGGUAAAGAUUCAUCUCCUUUUUUACAAGGUUUAAUAACGAACGACAUUACAUUUUUAAAUGUCGAACAUGAACAUAAAACAAAUGCACUUUACAGUAUGAUUUUAAAUGCACGUGGGCGUGUUCUUUAUGAUAUGAUUGUCUAUCGGCCGAUGACAGAUGAUCAUUUAAACAAUGAUUAUCUGCUUGAAGUAUCGUUGAAUGCUGUAGCCGAUAUUAUACGAUUUUUUCGUAAACAUAAACUUCGUAAGAAUGUUGAUUUAAUCGACGUAACGCAAUUAUAUCGUAUUUGGUCUAUAUUUCCGAACGAACCGUAUAUGUGGAACAAUUUAACGAAUGAAGAUGUACGAGAAAAAUUAAAUUUUAAAACACGUGAUGGACUCAUUAUAGGUCAUUCAGAUCCAAGACACUAUAAACUUGGCAUACGUAUUAUUACCGAACGUCAGACAAAUAUUUCAUCAUUAACUGAUAAUUGUAAAGAAGAACAGAAUAUCACUUUAUAUAAAAAAUGGUUAUACAAAAAUGGUGUUGCUGAAGGUACGGAUGAUAUUCCAUCGGCAGUAGCAAUACCACUUGAAUAUAAUAUUGUAUUUUUAAAUGGUGUAUCAUUCUCAAAAGGAUGUUAUAUUGGUCAAGAAUUAAUUGCACGUACUCAUCACACGGGUGUUGUCAGAAAACGAAUUAUGCCAGUUAAAAUUGAUAAUUAUGCUACUUUAGCCAAUUCAUUUUCUUCGACGCCAUCAAAUGAUGUUGAAGAAAAAUUAGACCAUGAAGUGGAUGAUGAAACAAAUAAACAACAUGAACUUUCAAUUAUCAAUGUGAAUACGAAACGUAGUGCAGGAAAAUUGCGAUCACACAUCGAAAAUGAAGGGAUUGCUUUGAUAAGAUUAAAUGGAUGGGAUAAUGAGUUGAGAAUUCAAAAUGGAGAUGUCAGUAUUAAACCGUACAUUCCAAGUUGGUGGCCCCCAUUAGAUGAGGCAACAAAACUUGAAAUGAGAAUAUUAGAUCAAAAAGCAGUCAAUAGUUGA